Messenger RNA from Carica papaya (papaya), 1405 nucleotides. Its product is annotated as bidirectional sugar transporter SWEET10-like. The record is from RefSeq and is a predicted model, not a curated record. NCBI's taxonomy places the organism in Eukaryota, Viridiplantae, Streptophyta, Magnoliopsida, Brassicales, Caricaceae. Gene Ontology annotation, biological process: carbohydrate transport. Gene Ontology annotation, molecular function: sugar transmembrane transporter activity. Gene Ontology annotation, cellular component: membrane.
GAGAGAGAGAGCAUGAGAUAGCAAGAGGCUUACUUGAUUAUAUACAUUCUUGAAAGAGAGUGUGUAUAAAACAAAAAAGGAAAUCAAGAAGAGGGACUCAAUAUAUACAUAUAUAGUAAUUAUAGAGAUGGCUAUCAGCCAGUCAACCUGGGGUUUCGUGUUCGGUGUUCUAGGUAACAUCAUCUCCUUCAUGGUCGGCCUUGCUCCCCUGCCAACAUUUUAUCAAAUAUACAAGAAGAAAACUGCAGAAGGGUUUCAGUCAAUUCCCUACGUGAUUGCACUGUUCAGUGCCAUGCUCUGGAUAUAUUAUGCAAUCCUUAAAGGAGAUGCAAUCCUCCUAAUCACCAUCAACACAUUCUGCAUUGUUAUUGAGACUUGCUACAUUGUUGCAUACCUUGUCUAUGCACCCAAGAAAGAUAAGAUCCUGACAGUGAAGCUUCUGCUUCUGUUCAAUGUUUUCGGCUUUGGGGUUAUCUGUUUCUCAACUCUCUUCCUAGCAGAAGGUGACAAUCGUCUAAGGGUACUCGGAUACAUCUGCAUGGCGUUUGCUCUCAGCGUGUUUGCUGCACCUCUUUGCAUUUUGAGAAAAGUUAUAAAAACGAAGAGUGUGGAGUUCAUGCCAUUUCCCUUGUCAUGCUGCCUGACCUUCGGUGCAGUCAUGUGGUUCUUCUAUGGUCUUCUUAUGAAAGACCUGAACAUUGCCAUACCAAAUGUUCUUGGAUUCAUCUUUGGGAUCCUUCAAAUGCUGCUUUACUUGAUCUACAAAAACGCCAAGAAAGUAUUGGAAGAGCCAAAGCUUCAUGAGUUAUCAGAACACAUAGUUGAUGUAGUGAAGCUAAGCACGAUGGUGUGUUCAGAGCUGACGACGGUGGUGCCGCAGUUGAAUGAUAUGAUUGUAAACGAAGUGGUAAUUCAUCAUCGUGAAGAUAAUCAAAACGUGAAGGAAGGUGGCGCCAUGCUUGAUGGAAAAGUGAAACAAGACAAAGAUGGUGGUGGUGCCACUUGUCAAGUUUAACUGAUCAGCUGGUGAUCAUAUAUAUAUAUAUAUAUAUAUGAUGAGAGCUGAGGACGUACGGUAUGCAUGUGAUUAUUAUUUUUUUAUAUCAAGGAUUACAAAAAUUAAAAUUUAUAUAUAUGUGUAGUUAAAGGGGUUUGAUUUAAUUGUGUUUAAGUCCUUAUUGGGUAAUCAAGUUGGUGCGUGUAGGCAAUGUGAUGUGCGAUGUGUUAUGUGGCUACCUUCCUUAACGUACGUGCUUGUGAAGGUGACGACAUAACUCUCUCAUCUUAUAAUAUCAUUCAUGUAAGUCCUCAAAUAUACAAUGUGAGGCUCUCUCUCUCUCUCUCUCUCUGUCAAACGCUUCAAAUCUAAUGAAUAUUUUAUUAUGUUGUUACGUUUAAAUAUGUA